GAGUCUCUAAUAGGGAGAUUGCAUUGCAUAAUGCAUGAUAAUGCAUACCGCGGCCACCGCGGGCUCUUCGUCAGCUGAAUCGGCUGAAUCAGCUCACGAUCAGCUGUCGAUGAUAAGCCGACUCGCGAUCGAAUUUGACGUGUGCCAAACGUGCCAAAAAUCUUGAAAGUCACAACGAUGAUAGUCGAUCUGACAACGAAUCCGAAAUUAUCGUCGUGAUCUGAUGGCACACGAUAACGAAGUAUGCAGCUAUCGUUACCGUUUUUACAGCCACCAAAGGCACCGAGUAAACAAGUUAAACAACGGUAAAACGGUCACAUUUAUAUAUUCCACCUAGGUAUCCCAAAACGGGCAUCGAGCAUAAAAAGUCCAACGUUGUCCAAAAGGAUGUUACCGUGGUUAUCGAGACAUACAAGUUCGUUUGCAUCAUCCGUACCCGAUGUCGUCAGUGACACGUUUAGCUCGUACUACGUGUCACUUGAAAGUAAGGCAUGAUCACCAUUGGGAUAUGCUCGAGAACCUUCUCAAGAUUCAAUUACUUCGAAUCUUUAACACCUAUGAUAACGAGCUUUUUAAACCGGAUGUGUAAUAUGACUUGAUUGUUAUUGACUCGUUUCAGGCCACGAAUGAGAAAGUUGUGGACUACAGUAAAAGCAUGCAUAUGGAAUAUAAAAAGAAUUGUUAUAUGUCCCAAGUAUAUUCUUCUAGACUUUAAACAAUAUCCAAGGUCGUGCAUACAUUUACAGAUAUAAAAAUUGAAUAAAUAAAAAAAAAUGAUAGUAUUGUUCUCGAGUUAGCUGACAAGCUUGUAACGAAUACCAGACUGCUUUGUUACAAUGGAUAUUGGCGUUGUCAAAAUUGCAGAAGAUAAAGAUUUUGAAAAAUUGAAGCAGCUGUAUGACGAUAAUAACAACUGGAAAUUAGAUUAUAACAAGCCUGAUCUAUCUGUUUGGACAAAAUCCGUCCCAGGAAUUAGUUUUAAAAUGGUGAAAAUCAGAACGCGUUUCCCCGAUGUUUCACCAGAAACACUGUACGACGUUUUACAUGAUCCUGAAUAUAGAAAAAUUUGGGACACUCAUAUGAUUGAAUCAAAAGACAUAGGAUUUUUUAAUCCAAACAAUGAUAUUGGAUAUUAUUCCAUGGCAUGUCCAUCCCCAUUAAAAAAUAGAGACUUUGUCCUACAACGAUCUUGGUUAGAUACUGGAAUAGAGCAGUUGAUAUUGAAUCAUUCCGUUUAUCAUAAAGAUUAUCCGCCUAGGAAACAUUUCGUACGAGCAACAUCUUACCUCACAGGAUAUAUUGUAAGGCCUUCGCGCAAUGGAGACGGUUCUGAGUUGGGUUAUGUAUCGCACACAGACCCACAUGGCAAAUUACCUGUGUGGCUCGUUAAUAAAGUUACACAAAUAUUUGCUCCUAAAAUGGUAAAAAGAUUACAUAAAGCUUCUGUGGGUUACCCAAGCUGGAAAUUACUUAAUAAUCCAAAUUAUAAGCCUUGGCAUUAUCCCGAACAGAUAAUGGCACCUAGAAUACGUAUCGAAGAAUGCAUAAAAUCUGCAGAAGAGAAGAAUUUAAAAUAUAAUUAUGUAGACGAAUCUGAUUUGAAGGAAAGUUUGGUUAAAGAAUCUGCCGCAAUGGAUAGUGAUUAAUUCACAACGAUACAAAUAGAGAAACGUGAAGAUUUUUAGAGUUUCUUCUUCUCUUCUUAUCACCGAUUAUAUGUUACCUUGAAUAUGGAAUUAUAUUCUUCGGCCUCGUGUGCGCAAACGCGCAGCAAAAACGCGUAUUUAAAUAACACCUGAAUGAUAAUGGAACAGUAUAUAGCUGUGGCAUGUACACGUGCUACAAUGUCGCACCAAAAAUUACUGCGCAUCGCGUAUGCUGCAUUAUUAUUCGAGUAUUACUUAUUACUUAGUUAUUAGGUAUUGUGUAUAUAUGUACAUACAUAUAUGUAUAUUCGGACACAUUGGACACUGUUCACGCUUCGAUAUUAUAGACGAUUAUGGAUUCUCGGUGUGGAAUUUUGAGGUAAUACAGACAUAUACUAUAUAUGUAUAUCAAGUAUUGUCGCGAAAAAAAGCAAGAUUAUUACGCUUAAACUUGAAAGAUUUGUACUUGAAAUUUAAAAAGAAAAAGGAAAGAAAGAAAAAAAUACUUGGCUUUCAUUGUUGAGAAGUUUUGUAAUAAUGCAAUGAGAAGUACGAAACUACAGACAACGAUCGAAUCGCGAUCCGACAACGACUAGCAGGAUACUAAUUUUGUACUCAAAAUAUGAAUUCGAACAUGAUGCCACGUGGUAUAGAUGAGACGGCGAAAGAUCGACUCAGACGUUUUACAUAUUUUGUUUGUAAGAUAUAUUAGAGGAUAUAUACAUAUAUACUUUGUAAUAUAAGUUAGCUAACGCGACAUGGAAGGCGGCAGUUCUCGUACUCGCUUUUCAAUCAAGCGAGGUGCCGAGUGCAAUAAAGUGAGAUGUGGUCUGGUGAA
Wasmannia auropunctata (little fire ant) is the source of this 2484-nucleotide messenger RNA. RefSeq names its product PCTP-like protein. The transcript is spliced from 9 exons. Lineage: Eukaryota; Metazoa; Arthropoda; Insecta; Hymenoptera; Formicidae. Gene Ontology annotation, molecular function: lipid binding. The record is from RefSeq and is a predicted model, not a curated record. Bases 837 to 1646 code for a protein of 269 amino acids.